AUGAAUGCGGUGACAAAGGAGUUGGGCAAACGCGAUUCAAUGAACGGGGACGAUCUCUGGGUUGGAAGCACCAUUCGCUGGAACCAUUUUGCCUGGAAGCCGGCUGGCCAUAAUGAUUUACGAUCACCCUGCCCAGCCAUGAAUACACUGGCAAAUCAUGGAUUUCUCCCGCGUGACGGUCGGCAUAUCACCAAGGAUAUAUUGAUCACAGCUUUGAAAGAUGGUUACAAUAUCGGCUACGAUUUUGCCUUUAAUAUUUGGGAUACGGGCAGGGUAGUGAAUCCUCAACCCAAUGCCACUUUCUUUGAUAUGGACAUGCUGCAACCAACCCACGGACUUGUUGAACACGACGGCAGCUUGUCUCGCGCAGAUGUCUAUUUCGACACAUCGGGUAAAUUUGACCCGAAAGUCUUUGAUAGCUUCAUGAGCUAUUUCGGCAACGACACUGAGAUCUCAGUCAAGUCGCUCGCUAAUGCGCGCGCUCGUCAUGCCCUUGAUAUGAGUCGAGUCAACCCAGACUUCGCUAUUGCCGAGGAAUCUGUUCCGGUACUGGUCGGAGAGAACGCAAUGCUGGUCGCGAUCUGGGGUGACCCUGUUGUUCAAGUCAUCGACCGAGCUUAUUUUGAGUAUUUCUUUCGAAACGAGCGCAUGCCUGUCGAGUUAGGCUGGUCCCCGCCGAGCACAGAAAUCGGUCCUACCAUUGGACAAAUUGUAAACGACAUGAUUGCUCAAAGCCCUGCCGACGUCCCCCUGUCUUUCUGA
Messenger RNA from Pestalotiopsis fici W106-1, 762 nucleotides. RefSeq lists its product as uncharacterized. The transcript has 4 exons. The record is from RefSeq and is a predicted model, not a curated record. Bases 1 to 762 code for a protein of 253 amino acids. NCBI's taxonomy places the organism in Eukaryota, Fungi, Ascomycota, Sordariomycetes, Amphisphaeriales, Sporocadaceae. Gene Ontology annotation, molecular function: peroxidase activity.